AUGGACAGCGAAUUAAAGGAGAAUGAUAACAAUAUCUGCUUCUCGGGAAACGUCGCGUGCUACCCAAUAAGGAGCAACCUUUCACACCCAGCAGGCAGAAUCGUGGGAGGGGAAGAUGCGAAUCCAGGAGAAUAUCCCUGGAUGGCUGCCCUUCUCCGAAGGUCUUCCUCCCCUCGCGAAAGGCCUUUCUGUGGCGGAUCUCUCAUAUCUCCCAUCCACGUUCUCACCGCAGCCCACUGUGUCGUAGAGCUUCACUCUCCAAUUAUCUUUGUGGUUCGGAUCGGGGAGCAUGACUUCGAGAGGGAGUUCGAGACGAAGCAUGAGGAUUUCUCCAUUCGACGCGUCCACGUUCAUCCCGAUUACAAGAAGACCGAGAACGCCAUCUACGAUGAUGUGGCCGUCCUCGAACUGGAAAGUUCCUGCAUGAAAGAGCCUCGGACUGUCUGUCUUCCUGAUGAUCCUGGAGAUUUUCGGCGUGACACAGCCAUCGUCUUAGGUUGGGGGAGGUCGCUCCCGAAAGGAGACCAUGAACCCAUCCUACAAGAGGUGCUUGUCUCUAUUUAUCCAAAUGAGGAGUGUCAAUUCUUCUACGAGGGAAUCACGAGCACACAUCUGUGUGCUGGAGACCACGUGGACGGAGGGAAGGACUCGUGCAAGUGGGAUUCCGGAGGACCUCUACAGGUACGCCUGGAAGGGAAAUGGGUCCAAGUGGGAAUCGUGUCUUAUGGAGAAGGCUGUGCGAGGCCUCAAAAACCCGGUGUCUACGUCAAUGUCUCCUCCCACUUGUCCUGGAUUGCUAGCGUCAUCCACAACUAUACUCUCAACGUAACCAUAGCGACCGGACAACACGACCCAAUGCGCACGCGCAGUUUUCCGCCUGGGUCGGGGUGCCCGUCUUCCACGGAAACAUCCACUUCCCUUCCAGCUUUGGCGGUUGACGGAUCCAUAGUACAGUAUUUCCCAAAC
This is a messenger RNA of Darwinula stevensoni, 966 nucleotides long. NCBI's taxonomy places the organism in Eukaryota, Metazoa, Arthropoda, Ostracoda, Podocopida, Darwinulidae. The record is from the annotation of a GenBank genome assembly.